AUGUCUUCUCAAGAACAUUUAAUAUUGCCAAUAUAUUCAAUAUCACCGACGCCUUCAAUAGAAGAAGUCUCUUGGGCACUACAAGAAAACUCUGUUUCUAGUUCUGCUUUAUCUAGUAAUGACAUAAAUAAUAAAACUAGCAGAGCUAAUUUGCAGGCCACAGAUUUAAUUUAUGGAUCGUCAUUAGAAAGUUCAGAUGAAGAUACAAGCAUUAGCAGUGGUAAUAAAGGUAGUAUACCAUCAGCUAGAAAUAGGAAACAGUGGCAUAUCCCUAAUGAAGUAGGAUUAAAAGCUUCUAUGUUGGAUCUGCAAAUAUUAAAGUUACUUCCAUUUGCGACUAAUGAGGAAUGUAAAAACACAGAGUCACAACUUUAUGAAAAAUUAUUAGUAUUAGAAGCUCAAUUUAAUCAGAAUAAUGAUAAUUUAGGUGCUGCUAUUACUGUAGAGAAGGAGAAAUAUGAUUCUUUAAGUGCCGAAUUAUGGGGCUUGUUUGCAAUACCCAAUUCAAAAGCUGUUGCUGAAGAUGAGCUAACAUGA
Molecule: messenger RNA, 537 nt
Organism: Dentiscutata erythropus
Lineage: Eukaryota; Fungi; Glomeromycota; Glomeromycetes; Diversisporales; Gigasporaceae
Source: the annotation of a GenBank genome assembly